AUGAUUACAGAAAGGAUCAAACAGGAAUGUGGAACAAAAAAAGUAAUGAAAGGAGAAAAUAAUCCGUUACGAUAUACUUCAUAUAAACCAAAAUCUGCAACAACCUUUCGUGAAGUUAUUCAAACAUUACGUAGUCCAGGAUAUUUAUUACCAUAUGAUGUACAUGAAAAACGUCGAUUGAUGCAAUCACGUCGAGGUACAACAUCAUUUUCACCUUCAAAGCAGAGAUUGGCGAAAUAUACACCUAAAAAAAUAUUCAAGAAGAAACGGUUAGCACGUGAAAUAACCAAAGAAAUGGUAAACGAUUUAGCGGCACGUGUAGACGACGUAGUGAUAAUAUCUAGAUGA
Molecule: messenger RNA, 348 nt
Organism: Loa loa (African eye worm)
Lineage: Eukaryota; Metazoa; Nematoda; Chromadorea; Rhabditida; Onchocercidae
Exons: 3
Coding region: 1-348 (115 amino acids)
Source: RefSeq, a predicted model, not a curated record